AUGACGGUGGCGGAUGAGCGGGACGAGCGGGGGCAGCUGAUUGAGAAGGAAGAGGCGUUGGAGUGGGGCUGCCUGCUCCGGCGGUCACGGGCUGCGUUGGAGGAACUUUUCUACGGCCGAUACGUGCGGAGAAUUAUCCAGGAGGAGGCCAUUCGACGCGAGAUCUUGUUUCUUCGUGUCAGGGAGGAACACGCUGUGCUAGUGUGCACGUCGAAGGAGCUGAGGGGGCGCCAGAGCGUCGAGAUGCUUGAGCGCAAGGCACGCAAGCUAUUGGCUGGUCGCGAGGCGAGCGCCUUGUAUUAUGUCAUACGCAACAGCAAAGCGAUGAAGGUCCUUUUGAGUCAGGAGGUGACAGAGCGCAGACGACUUCAGGAGUUGGAGCAGUUUCGGUCGUUGUAUCUAUUCAAUAUUUUUUUUCCUGAAAUGUUUGAACGCAUUGGCCUGCGCGAUUUCGAGUCCCGCUUGCGGCGUAAGAUCAUCCAAGGGGCUCGCGAUUCCGCGCUGAACCUAUCACUGUCGAGAAAGGUUGUGGUGGCCGAUUCGAGGGCUCGUUUACCACCACGCGAAUGUGUAAACUCCUGUUCUGAUUCCCACUUGUUUUCCACCAGCGACACCACCACGAGUACUGGGGGUGCUUCCCCGCAUCUUCGCUCAUCCGCCGUUCUCAACAUGGUUGCCACUGUGAAGAGUGCCGUUGCUAACGGGCUUCUUGUGGGUUCACGUGUGAAUUCGGGCGGGGGGGUGGCAUCCCCCUUGAGCAACACUUCCCCCACCCUAUUAGAGGCGAAGCCCCGCAGCCAACUACUAGCCGUUGAGCAGCGCGCCCGCGCUGAUCUCGAAGAAAUUUGUGAUGCUGAGUUUCUUCGAAUUAUUCGUCUGCGUGCGAAUACAAUCCAUAACUGCUACCGAAAGCAGAUUCAGACCGUUGCGCAGCGUGCGAUGCAGUCUUCGCAAGACGAAUUAUGUGCCCUUCGGAAGCAUAUCGCAUUGCUGGAGGCACGGCUCAAGGAGCCAGUUAGUGGGGCCCCCCCCGAGAGCCUACAAUCUUUUUAA
Phytomonas sp. EM1 is the source of this 1053-nucleotide messenger RNA. NCBI's taxonomy places the organism in Eukaryota, Euglenozoa, Kinetoplastea, Trypanosomatida, Trypanosomatidae. The record is from the annotation of a GenBank genome assembly.